UCCUCAUCUAAGUUGUUUCGUGUGGAGUAAGUGUCAGAAUGGGACGUAUUUUAUUGAUAUAUGCUGUUUUACUGGUGUGUUCGUGUCAGAUUGAAGGCUCCAGUGCUGGGAGUCCUGUAUUUGUGCAGAAGGGGAAGGAUUUACUGCUGGAGGUCAUGGAACCUGAUGUACCUGAGAAUUUUAGCCUUCUUUCAUGGACAUUCAAUGGAAAAGACGUUCUAGUAAGAUUUGUACCUGGUAAAGAACCAAUAGUCUCUAAUGUUGUUUACACUGGAAGGGUUGAGGCUUCUGUGAAAAAUUUCUCUGUGAAACUGAAGAAUCUACAAGAGGCAGACAGUGGAGUUUAUACUGCACGAGUGAUUGGGACUGAAGAAGAACAAAUACUAGCUGGAUACAACGUCACAGUUCAAGAUCCAGUGUCUCCAGUUGCCAUGACAGUAGACUCUGUGUCCAGCAGCUCAGACUCCUGUAGCCUCACUGUGACCUGCAGCACACAGGACUCACAUCACAUCAACAGCACCUUUACAUGUGACACCAACACCUGCAGUCAGGGGGGAGGAGAGAGGUCAAAGGUCAUAUCCUCUGGUGCCACUCUCAAUGUCUACCUGCUGAAUGACUUAAUCAUCUGUAACCAUAGCAACCACAUCAGCUGGACCAACGACAGUAAAAUAAUUGAUCAUUUUUGUCCCAGACACACUGAUCCUGAAAGAACCCAUGUCCAUAGUAUUUGGGUUUUGAUCAUAAUUGCCAUAGCAGGUGGUUCUGCUGCUGCUGUUUGUUAUCGAAAAAUAAGAAAAGGUAAAAGAGAGAACAUGGAAAAUACAGUGUAUGCAUUUCCUGAGGUUGAAAACGGCCGACCUGUGAAUCAGAGUCCAACCAAUGAUGCAACCACCACCUACGCCACGGUAGGGUCUCACACUGGACCCAUGGGAUCCACUGAGACCAGAGGCAAUACUCUGCCAGAAAGCCCGUAUGCUGAGGUUGGAACAACCCAACCUCAUGAGCAGAGUCCAAGCAGUGAUGCUUCAGGUCUUCCUCCAAACUCCACCUACGCCUUGGUAGGGUCUCCCUCUGGACCCAUGGGAUCCACUGAGACCAGAGGUAAUACUCUGCCAGAAAGCCUGUAUGCUGAGGUAGAUAAGCCUUCCAGGGCCUGAAAAAAAAAUCAGGAAUUGUUAUUGUGUUUUCUGAGGGAAUUGUUGAUCAUUUGGACUGAUGUUUGAAGUGGGAGAGCCUCAUGAUGAGCCAAGCUGUAGAAGAGCGCCAACGUUGAGUCAUGUGACAUUUCUGUGGGAAAAAGGAGAAGGAUUUGUACUCCUGAAACUAAGGGAAUUUUAAAUUGCUCCUCCCACUGCAACUCUAUAUCUAUCUCUUAUAUUUAUAUCUAAUUGUUUAUUAUUGAAAAUAUGUGUAUUAUUGUUUCAAUUAUUUCCCAGUAAGACACAUAUAGUUUUAUACUUGUUUCUAAAGACUUGAAUUAACCUUUUCUUUUUGAUGAAACAUGAAACAAAUUAUUAAAAGAAAAUACUUUUUCUGAUUUGUAGGAUGUAGUUGUUGUUGUAAAGAUAUUAAAAGAAUACUCCACUGAAAAUACAACUUUUCAGAAUCAAAUACUUGCUCCUUGUAAAAAGCCGCUCUGCAAAGUUGGUAUAUGUUCUGAACUUAUGGAUCAAUGGUUGUAUAUGUCACAUAUAGUGAGUUCAACUCAAAGAUGUUACUCCUAGAGUCAAGUGUAUGUUUUAAGUUUCUGUGUCAUAUUUUGUUGUGCAUUCAGUGUAUCAAGUUUGUUUCCUAUAACAAAGAUUAAAACAAGCUUAAAGUAUUGGGAAUUAUCAAUGUUUUGAUCAAAUGAACAUGGAAUUCACCAAACGGAUGUGUGCAAUCUUUUCAAGGAUAUUGUAAAUAUGACUUCAUGCAUUUUUACAUAUAGUGUAUUAAUGAAAGUUAUAUUAUUUGUAAUUUUUUCAAGAAAACAACAUCCGCAAACAUUUUUUACAGGGGAAUCUCUUUACAAUCAUUUUAUUUACAUAAUGAGAUUAUUGAAUAUCGGGUAUAAUCAAUGGAUAAUCAAGAAUAAUUUGCAUUUGUAUUGAAUAUUAAAAGUUUUUUUUGCAAAGAAACAACAUUUACAUUAACAGUCAUAUAUUGUGAGUAUCCUUGAUGCCUUAGAAAUGCUUUGCAUGCAUUUUAAAGGCUGAUCAAAUAAAACCCUGAAUUGUU
Molecule: messenger RNA, 2220 nt
Organism: Seriola aureovittata
Lineage: Eukaryota; Metazoa; Chordata; Actinopteri; Carangiformes; Carangidae
Product: CD48 antigen-like
Exons: 7
Coding region: 39-1157 (372 amino acids)
Source: RefSeq, a predicted model, not a curated record